Messenger RNA from Aspergillus terreus NIH2624, 870 nucleotides. Its product is annotated as LYR motif-containing protein. The transcript is spliced from 3 exons. The record is from RefSeq and is a predicted model, not a curated record. NCBI's taxonomy places the organism in Eukaryota, Fungi, Ascomycota, Eurotiomycetes, Eurotiales, Aspergillaceae. The coding region runs from base 1 to 870 and encodes 289 amino acids.
AUGCACAAACUUGUAGUCCCGAAAUUGUCUGGGGCUCACCGAUUUGCAUGCUUAGCACUUUAUCGAGCGCUACUCCGACAAUCCGCUUAUUUACCCACGACGACACCAGAACUCGGUACCUGCAAGUGGCUCGUACAGCAUCGUUUUAGAAAAUACAAAGGCAUCCAGAGCCCUUCACAGGUUGCGAAUGCCUUGAGAGCUGGAUACGAGGCCUUCACUAUUUGCACAAACCAGGCCCUCGACCUCUUUCACUCGGCUUCACUCGGAAACCAACAUGAUAUAAACCGCAUUACAAAUCUCAUCUCUGAGAACGAAAGAAUUAGGGAGCAGAGGGCUAUAAGACAGCGGGCACUGUCAAAGGCAAAUCCGCCGAAACCCCUGUCGCCGCGACAAAGGCAGAAAGAAGAGUCGCGACGGUUCCAAGAGCAGACCGCACGUCGACAUCCCGAUGCGACUUCUAUAUUUUCGCGCCCACGUUUUAUUGUGAAUGGGAGACGGAAGGUCCCUGUUCUCGUUAAUGCGCGUGGGGUCCCGUUCUUGCGCAUCAAGAAACCGCAGCCGAAAAACUUAAGCGGCGUGAUCAGAACGAAGCUGGAAAAACGUUGGAAGCGAAUUGAGCGCCGGGACAGACUACAGCUGCAGUUGUUAUUCUGCAAGGAUGAAGAUUUCUGGGAUUCUCUGACCACCGAAUCCGGUGCAGAGCAAGAACGAUGGGUUGAUGAGGUUAAAAAAGGACUGUCGGAGGUGAACCGUCAAAUCCAAGAGUCCGACAAGAAAAACAAGGAGAUUGCGGAGGCUAUGUGGAAGGUUGUUCUUGCUGAGCGCGAUCUGGCGGCUAAGGAACAGCAAGAGGCGUCAACUGAUACGUGA